Messenger RNA from Aspergillus campestris IBT 28561, 999 nucleotides. Its product is annotated as YeeE/YedE family protein. The transcript has 2 exons. Gene Ontology annotation, cellular component: plasma membrane. The coding region runs from base 1 to 999 and encodes 332 amino acids. The record is from RefSeq and is a predicted model, not a curated record. NCBI's taxonomy places the organism in Eukaryota, Fungi, Ascomycota, Eurotiomycetes, Eurotiales, Aspergillaceae.
AUGUUCACCCCGGUUCAUACCUCCCUGGGCGCUCUUUUGCUCUACCAGGGCUCCUCCGGCCUGCUGUUGCACAAUGGAGCCGUCUUCGGUAUCUCGUCCUUCCUGUCAGGGUGCGUCUUGAACCCCAACCAAGACAAUGUGCCCAUCAUCGCGGGCCUCAUCUCCAGCAUUGCCCCGGUCUAUCUAUUCGCCCCGUCUUUGCUCCCGUCAUAUCCGGCUUCGCCGUCCACGUGGGCCGCGUUGGCAUCUACCGUCGGGACUGGAUUCCUGCUGGGCUGGGGAACAAAGAACGGUCGAGGCUGCACAUCGGGCCACAUGCUGUGUGGUCUCUCGCGCCUGUCCCCGCGCUCGUUGAUCGCAACCGCCAUCUUCUUCACGACCGCCCUGCUCACGGCCAACUUCGUCGGCGGAGGUCAGAACAUCCCGGCCUGCGCGGGGGGCAUUCCCUGCUACACACCCGUCUACCCGUCGAGCCACGAACUGGCAGUCAUGAUCGGAACGACCAUCCUCACCUUCAUCACCAACUUCAUUGUCGUGCCGCGCGUCCUGAAGCGAUCCGAAAAGUCGAAGACGAUCUACUCGUACAUCGCCGGUCUGCAGUUCGGCAUCGGCCUGAUCUUCUCCGGCAUGGCCGACCCGGCCAAGGUGUUGCGCUUCUUCGCCAUCCUGACGGACCCGUCUCGCUUCGACCCGUCUCUGGCCCUUAUCAUUCUGUUCGGCAUCGGCCCGUCGCUGAUCACGUACCUAUCGAAGAAACCGGGCCAGGACACGAGUGACAGCGCAGACAAGCCUACGAAGCCCACUUUGGCCGAGACCUGGCGGCUGCCCACGGCCACCGUCGCCGAUAUCGACUGGCGGUUUGUCACCGGGGCCGCGGCCUUCGGGCUCGCCUGGGGAUUACGGGGAGUGUGCCCGGGUCCUGCAGUGCUGCGCGCGGUCCUGCAGCCCGUGUGGGGAGUGGCAGAGAUGGCGGGGUUCAUGCUGGGCAGUGCACUGUAG